This is a messenger RNA of Physella acuta, 1405 nucleotides long. RefSeq lists its product as uncharacterized. Lineage: Eukaryota; Metazoa; Mollusca; Gastropoda; Physidae. The record is from RefSeq and is a predicted model, not a curated record.
UAAGCACAUGAAAUGACCACAGACGGCCAACAAACUUUUAGGAACAAGGCGCGGACAAAGUAGCUUGUCUGCGCCGCUCAUGGCUUCACUUCUAGACUUCCGUGGGCCAGCUUUCAUUUUGGACCAAGUACAAUAGAGUGCAGUUCUACAAAACAAUUAGUUCAAAGUUAGCUUAGACCCACAGAUAAUUAGUCUAGGAAGCUGCUGAAACCUCACUGUCUGCGCAUUUUGCUCUAACUAUAAGUACAGAUAAGUCCCAUAUUUCCAGGAUAGACCAAGAUGUCGAACAAACCAUGCGGUGUUAUGAUUGGCCCACUACGCACCAACAUGGACCCUGACACAAUGGCCAAGAACGUAUUCCGUGUACUCAGCACCGUGGGAUUCCGAUGCGACCAAAUCAAGUCGAUAUCCGUCAACCCCGAGGCUGGGUUCGCCAGAGUCGACUUGUUCAAUCCCGAGCAAGAGUUGUAUGCUGUUAAGGUGAUGACGGAGCUGAGCAGCAUCAUAAAUUUAUUUGAUCUACGGCGUCUUACAGACGACCCGAGCGUGAUGAAGACGAUCAGUUUUCAACAAGUUAGAACACAGAUAAAGUCACCAAGUACGGACGUCGAUGAAGGGAUUAGAGAAAUGGGAAAAACGGCUCCUUUUAGAACCUACGAGCCAAAAGACACGCGGGGUUUGUGCGUGAUUUGGGGAGAAAACUUUACCCCUGUUCCGCCCGAGAACAAAAGCGUCAGACUGUCCGAUCCGCAUCGCUUUGCCACAGAAUGGGAAUUACCUGAGGAUGCCCCAAGCAGGAUUAAACCAAAAAUGGACGAUCAAGCAACCAGCACCGAAAUGAUACAGAAGAGCUUCUGUUAUGGCCCCUUCUACUUCGAGGACAAUAUGAGAAUAGUGCCGCGAGCGGGGUACGCGGGAGCGUACAAGUGUUACCCAGAUUAUGAUCCAGAUAGACAUUUAAACGCUCUGGCAGAUGUGGCAGCUACCCACAUUGUUGCGUUCCUCAACUCAUGCAAUGGUACCCUGUUCAUUGGCGUGGACUCCAACGGCAUACCGGUAGAGUUCGAGCUAGAUAGUUAUCAAAGAGACGAAAUCCUCCUGGCUAUUGAUCAAAAGAUCACAUACAUAACUCCAUGGGUUCGACCGAGUCUGUACAAGAUAUACUACGUACCCGUAAUAGGUGAUGAAGUCGGUAUCUUGCCAAAAAAGGUUAUCCUAGUUAUUGAUGUGAAACGCGAAAUAAUAAGGGGGAAACAAUACCAAUACGACGAUUAUAUCCACUGGUUCAAAGGAGGGAGAGUAGUGCAGAGCACUUGUCUAAUACCACUAAAAAUGAAGGAUGACAAGAAUGACAAGAAUGCAAAGAAUGCAAAGAAUGCAAAGAAAUAAAGCUACUUCAUGUGCA